This is a messenger RNA of Brassica napus (rape), 2523 nucleotides long. RefSeq lists its product as uncharacterized. The coding region runs from base 1 to 2523 and encodes 840 amino acids. The transcript has 6 exons. Lineage: Eukaryota; Viridiplantae; Streptophyta; Magnoliopsida; Brassicales; Brassicaceae. The record is from RefSeq and is a predicted model, not a curated record.
AUGACUAACUAUGAAUACAGUGUGGGAGGGAGAAUAUGGCUAGUGUGGAGAGAUGAUGUUUGUAUGACGCCAGUUUAUAAAUCUGAUCAGCUUAUAACUUGCUCUGUGGGGUUGCAAGGCAAGGAUGAUUUCUUUUAUACUGGAGUUUAUGCAAAUAAUUUGGCAGAGGAAAGGAAGGAACUAUGGGAAGAUCUUUGUCACCAUCAAGAUUCUGCUAUGUUCCGUCGUAAAGCUUGGAUGAUUGUAGGAGAUUUUAAUGAGAUUUUGGAUGGCGAGGAGAGUUCAGGGUUUCUGGAAAAUGGUAGGGUAUCAGGAGGUAUGAGAGAGUUCCAAAAUGUGGCUCUGCAUUGCAACUUAUCUGAUAUGGGUUAUCAGGGCUCUAUGCUUGGUGUAACAAGAGAGAAGAGGGAUUCAUAUAGGUUUUCAAAUGCUUAUUCAGUUUUUGAAGCGGGGGGAUGUUCUGAUCACUUGCGAUGUAAAAUUCAACUAUUUCCUCCAAAAGAGAAGUUGAGGAAGCCAUUCAAAUACGUAAAUGUUAUUGGGAGAUUGGAAGGAUUUCUUCCAUUAGUAAAGGAGUAUUGGGAUCAAACCCCUAUACUAUUUCACUCGACCUCUGCUAUGUUUAGAUUCUCGAAGAAAUUAAAGAAUCUAAAACCUCUGAUACGUCAGCUUGGUAAAGAGAAGCUGGGAGAGCUCUCGAAGAAAGCAAAAGAAGCUCAUGAGUUCCUCUGUGAGAAACAAAAGAAGACUCUUGAUGAUCCGAGUGCAAGUUCCAUACAAGAGGAAGCAGUGGCUUAUGAGCGUUGGCUUCAUACGUUUCAUAAUGCCAUCAGAGUUCGUAAGGCGCAAAACUCUAUUCGAGAGAUAAGAUGUUCUAACGGGAGUUCGGUUACUAAGCCGAAGGAUAUUAAAGAAGAAGCAGUCCGGUUCUUUUCAGAGUUUCUCAAUAAGUUUCCUGAUAAUUACACUGGUGCUACUUCAGAAGAAUUAGAAGAGCUGCUAAAGUUUCGUUGUUCUGAAGAGGAUUGUAGUUUGUUGGAGGAACAUGUGACUGCUGAGGAGAUACGUAAAGUGGUCUUUGCUAUGCCAUCUAACAAGUCGCUUGGCCCUGAUGGCUUCCCAAGCGAGUUUUUCAAAAUAACUUGGCCCAUUGUUGCUCAAGAUUUUACUAUAGCUGUUCAAUCUGUCUUCAGGUUUGGGUUUCUUCCCAAAGGAGUAAACUCCACAAUCCUGGCACUUGUUCCAAAGAAGACAGACUCGCUAGAGAUGAGAGAUUACCGCCCUAUAGCUUGCUGUAACGUACUCUAUAAGGUUGUUUCAAAAAAUUUAGCAAACAGACUCAAGUUGAUCCUUCCCCGUGUCAUCUCAGAGUGUCAGUCUGCUUUUGUGAAAGGAAGACUGUUGAUGGAUAAUGUCAUGUUAGCUACUGAGCAUAUCGAAAGGAGACUGUCUCGCCGAGAUUCUGGAAGCAAUAGGGGUCCCAGAAAGGUUUAUACAUUGGAUAAAGCUGUGUAUAUCAACUCCUUCGUUCUCGGUUCAGGUGAAUGGCGAGCUUGCAGGAAGAUUGAUAAGGCAGUGCAUGAGAGGAAGUUUCAGUUUCAUCCUAAGAGUAAAAAUCUUUCUCUUACUCAUCUAUGUUUUGCCGACGAUCUAAUGGUGUUUGUAGAAGGAACGAAAGAGUCUAUUGAGGGAGCAUUGUCUGUGUUUGAUGGUUUUGCCAAAUGGUCGGGCCUGAGUAUCAGUAUUGAGAAGUCGACGGUUUAUAUGGCUGGUAUUCAAGAGGACGAAAAGAGGAGAAUUUUGGUGGGUUCAUGGAUGUGGAGGAAGAUGUUGAAGCUUAGAGAGAUAGCGAAGACAUUCUACAUAUUAGAAAUUGGCAGUGGGAGACGCAUCUCUUUUUGGUAUUAUUGCUGGUCUGAAAAGGGUGUGAUAUUUGAUCUUGCGGGCGAGAGAGGGUUUAUUGCUUUGGGUAUAAGAAAGGAAGCCACUCUGGAGGAAGCGGUGCUGAAUUUAAGACGGAGAAGACAACAUAGAUCAGAGGUUUUGCGAGAGAUAGAGGAGGCUCUUGAAUCUGUGAGAAGUAAGAUUCAGAGUGAGAAGAUGGAUGUCAGUAUCUGGAGGAGGAGGUCGGGGUAUCGAGAGAUUUUCUCAACAAAUGAAACUUGGAUGUUGUUAAGGGGGACAAGUGUGCAAUGUCUAUGGACACGAGGGACUUGGUUCUCAAUGGCUACACCUAAGCAUGCAUUCAUGACAUGGUUAGCCAUGAGGGGAAGAUUAUCCACCAUGGGCAGGGUAUCGAGGUGGAGCCAGGGGACAGAUACUACCUAUGUGUUGUGCAAGACUGAUGUGGAGACUCUAAAUCACUUAUUUUUCGAAUGUUCUUAUGCUACGCAGCUGUGGGAACAUCUCGUAAAAGGUAUUUUGGGUAAUGCUUUCACAAAUGGUUGGUCUGAAAUGGUGAGGAUAAUCUCGAGUGGGGGUUAUGAUAAGAAGAGUAUUUUCUGCAUAAGAUACGCCUUUUAA